UCAAUUGGAAGAGAAUCAGAUUUCGUGAAGUUCAGCAAACUUUUAGUCAAGCAAAGAAUUCAGUUUUAAUACAGUGGUUAAGGAAAAAUCCGUGCGAAUCAUUAAUUUUCAAGAAAUAGGAAGAAAGUUUACGCUAAACCACAGGAAUUUAGUGCUUGUAACAAUAAUCCACGCAACGUGUUCAUAACUUCUGAUGAAAUCCUAUGUUCAAUUGAAUCUUCGUCCAUCGAAAAAAUCAGUGAUUUGGAAAAAUGUUUCAAUAGUUGCUUAUUGUUUCACAAACCAUGGAUGUAACAAUAUACUUUCGCUGUAAAUGGAAUUUACAUCACCGAUAGCGCAAACAUCAAAGCAGAUGACGGAAACAGUGGAUUCGAGAUUGUGGUGGAAAGAAGAAUCAUUCAAUUAACAGCAUAUUGAUGCGCUUCGGAAAAUUGCAAAUAUUCUCUACUGUCAUUUUUCUCCUCGCGCCAUCAAUUUAUUACCAAUUUGUGUAGUGUAAAGUGCAAACGAAAGGCAUAAAAAUUUGCCCUGAUAGUGGUCUCGUACUGAAAAAGUGCCAAUACUAGCAAAGCAGGUGAAAAAGGCCAUGAGUCUUGUGGAAAUCAUGAAUUCAUGAAUAUUCAAAUGAGCCGUGUAUGGUGUUUCUGGUGGAUCCCACACAUAAGGAUUAAACUCCAAUACCUUUGAAUUGAAAGAAUGCUACAGAAAACGGCGACAAUUGAUUCAGCCUAAUAGAUUAUUCUUUAACGUGUGGUAAGAUAUGGAGGUCUUUCAUAUCUAGUAAAAUACUCACACAUUAAGGCUUAAACCAACUAUAAAUAUGUCCAACAAAGGCAGUAUGUUGGAUAACAACAAAGGGUACAUCUUCAAUGAGCAGUCACGUCCGAUUUUCGAAGAAUGGCGACAAGACGGUCGCAUGUACAACAACAGCAGCAGCGAGGAAGAUGAUUUAGUCGAUGAAAACUUAGCCCAGUUGAUAGCUCAAAACCAAAAAGUUGCUUCUACUGCAAGAGCACGCCAUUCCGCUGACCACGGCGGCAUGCUAAAUUUUGAUAGAGCCCCGCAGUCCUCGCAACCAACAGAUCAAGAUUUAAAACCUACAGCUUCAUUUUCUAUCGACACCACAAAUUUCAAAAUUAAUGGCGAGACAAACACAGUUGGAAGAAAUAUGCUUCCAUCAGGUGGAACCCUUGGCAGAGGGGCUCGACACCAUAGAAGUGGAAACAACACCUUGAACCGACGACUAAUGCCGACUGGUCAAUCCAUGUUAACGUCAUCUAGUAGUACCAUUUCUUCCGUCAGCAAUAAUAUCGAACGAGAUAGGGAAGCAAGAGAUACAAUGUCUAGUCGUAAAAUGGUAGAUGAACCACGGUACUAUGUGAUGGAACCCGAUAUACCGGACAUCCCUCCUCCCGAUCCUGCCCCUCCAGAAGUACCCCCGCGAGCACAUUCACUCUACAGUGCUUCCAGCAAAACUAGCACGUCAAUUAGAAAAAAGUCAGACUAUGUGUUGAAAAUUGACAAGAACGGAGAUCAAACACACGAAGAAUACAUUCCUCGGGGACACCAAGAAUAUUUACGCUCCAGCAGUCCAAAAGAUGGUGGGCAUCCUUCAGGAUCACCUACCUACAAUGGAUCCCAGCAAAGCAACAGACUACAACCGACCUUACAAUCAAAUCAACAACAGAUGACACAGGGUAUGUCGAGCACGAACACAAAUACAGGAUCACGUCUUGGUGGUUCCUCGCCUCUAGUAAUGCCAGUAUUCCCCCUAAGAACGUCACAUUCUGGGCAUGCGCCUCAUUACUCGCCAUACUCACCCUCAAGGUUUCAUAUUGACAAACGGUGUCAGCAUCGAUGUUCUUGGAAAUGUUUUAGUAUUGCCUUAAUAUUGCUCUCCGUGGUACUAACUGCAAUGCUGGCAUACUUCGCUGCAACAAGUUCAAUGAAGCCAAAUAUGGAUUCCACGAAUUGUAUCCUAGUGCAAGAUGUAAAGUCAAACUCCCAGGAUCAAGUAACGGCAAGUUCUACCAGCAAUUUGGGGUCAGUUGCAGGCACAGCAGGUAGUAAUGGUGGCUCUACACUAUUGCCAACUGAGGAAUCCCUUUUGAUGAGCACCGUAGAUCACAACAGCUUUACGACAGCCAACCACUACGGCAACGUGCACAAUAGCUUAUCUCAGUUGAACUACCAGGAUCAACAGCUGCAGCAGCAACAACAAGGUCAAGAUCAGCUAAUAUCGUCUCUAGCUGCACAAAAAUGGCCAGCAAUUGUGGAGCUCAAGGGUUUUAACGAGCUUCAUCACGCUAAUAUACCGCCGUUCCAGUUUUGGAAUGCUGAAUUCCGGAACAAACAUCCGGCAUUUAUCCAGUUCAAUUUUACACUACCAUGGGGUGCCAAUUUUGCUGUGUAUGGAAGAAGAAACGUGGGUCCCAGCAUAACUCAGUACGAUUUUGUAGAGUUCAUUAAAGGUGGUCGAAUAGAUCACCGCUUACGACGGAAACGAAGUUUGGUAAAUGACGAAACCGUGGUACAUAUAGGUGGAGAACAAAAUGAAAAUACCCUGCAAGAAGACUCUAACUUGGUUCGUCAGUCUCCUUUCGAAAUUCAACGUAGUUAUGAAUUCGCAUUCUCGGAUCUGCAUCUCGACGAUGUGGACCAACACAUAAUUUCAAAGAGAUCGUCGGACAAUACCAUGCCAAAGCUCGACAUGGAUUCCAUGACCGUCAAUGUAACCAUUCUGCAGUACUUGGACGUUGGAAGAUGGUUUCUGUCGGUUUACAAUGACGAGCUAUUGCAGCAUAGUUUUACACUUAUUUUCGGAGAAGCAGAAGGUAUCCGUACCACCUGUCCCAACGACUGUUCCGGGAGAGGUUCUUGCUAUCUUGGUAAAUGUGACUGUAUCGAUGGCUAUCAAGGACCAGACUGUUCAAUUAGUGUAUGUCCUGUGCUCUGCUCUUCACACGGCCACUACGGUGGGGGAGUUUGUCACUGCGAAGAAGGGUGGAAGGGUUCAGAGUGUGACAUACCCGUGGCUGAGUGUGAACUUCCUACCUGCUCCAAUCACGGUCGUUGCAUAGAGGGAGACUGCCACUGUGAGCGGGGCUGGAAAGGACUAUUCUGCGAACAACCGGACUGUGUUGAUCCAUCAUGCGCAGGCCACGGUACGUGUGUAUCUGGUCAAUGUUACUGUAAAGCUGGAUGGCAAGGCGAAGACUGUAGCAUCGUCGAUCAGCAGGUAUACCAGUGUCUUCCGACCUGCUCUGAUCAUGGAACGUAUGAUUUGGAAACGGGUUCGUGCGUAUGUGAUCGCCACUGGACUGGAGUAGAUUGUUCUCAAGCCGUAUGCAGCCUAGAAUGUGGUCCAAACGGGAUCUGUGAAUCAGGACGAUGCCGGUGCAAUCUUGGCUGGACUGGUAGCCUAUGUGAUCAACUAACUUGCGAUAGUAGGUGCGCAGAACAUGGGCAGUGUAAAAAUGGGACCUGCGUUUGUUCACAAGGAUGGAACGGCCGACACUGCACCUUGCCGGGCUGCGAGAAUGGCUGUUCUCGUCAUGGUCAAUGCACUCUGGAGGACGGAGAAUAUCGAUGCGUUUGUAUUGAAGGUUGGGCUGGCACCGAUUGCUCAAUUGCGCUGGAGAUGAGCUGCAAGGAUAACACCGAUAACGAUAAUGAUGGAAUGACCGACUGUUCUGACAGUGAAUGUUGUACGCACCCAAUUUGUACUGAACACAUCAUGUGUUUGGCUUCCAACGAUCCAGUCGAGGUGCUCCUUAGAAAGCAGCCCCCGUCAGUUACUGCAUCCUUUUAUCAGCGCGUCAAAUUUUUAAUCGAAGAAAACUCUGUGCAAUCUUACGCUCACAUGGACGAAUACAGCGAAAGUGAGUUCUGGAACUCUUUCACAUCGUGGUAAGUCGCAGUCGUUCUGGUUUCAAAUUUCUUUUCGAUUAGAACGCAAUUCGAAUAUCCAUUCUUAUCGUUUAGUGAACAUUAUAUGUUUCUAAACAGCAUUAGCCUUUCCUCAUACAACAUCUACUUUGAGUUUUCUCACAAUUGGCAAAUAUUAGUGGCCUUCAUUUUUUUAACUUUUUUUGUAUUUUCCAUACUGUAAUUUAUUUUCCACCUCAUCCUCAUCACCGUCGUCUAUUGACAUAUAGAGUUUAAGCAAAAAAAAAAACAGUACAUCGAUAAAAAAAACUUUGUGUAUGUGUAUGUUAAAUGUUGUAUGUCUCUUGUUUGUUCUUGUUUUUUGUUAUGUCAUAUUUUCAUGUGUUUGUUUCAGUAUGAGGAUAAAUAAAACUAAAAAGAGUUCGUAUUAUUGAAAAAGGUACAGAUUAUUCAUUAUGAAAGAUUAAAGAAAACAAAAUUACGAGUUCAUUUUAAUAGAGAAAAAACAUUCAUUCACAUUCUGGUAACGUGGGUUUUUAAUAUUAAUGUUAAAUAUAUUUUCAUCACUAGACAACUAUUAAAAUUUCUGCGUGUCAAAAAAAAAUAACGCAGCUGAUUGACUCUUUCUUAUUUGGUUUUUACAUUUUGUUUAUCCUUAUAUUAGUACAUUUUUGUUUUAUCCAAAUGUAUAAGAUAACAGGCAAGAACCCUGUAAAACAAUAAAAAAACAAAAAUGCUUUUUUACUCUUUUUCAUCUUAGUUUUUACCAGUACGCUUUUUAAAUAGAUGAUGUUUUAAAUUUAUUUCA
This is a messenger RNA of Culex pipiens pallens (northern house mosquito), 4696 nucleotides long. RefSeq names its product teneurin-a. Gene Ontology annotation, biological process: motor neuron axon guidance. The transcript is spliced from 16 exons. The record is from RefSeq and is a predicted model, not a curated record. Lineage: Eukaryota; Metazoa; Arthropoda; Insecta; Diptera; Culicidae. The coding region runs from base 821 to 3913 and encodes 1030 amino acids.